Molecule: messenger RNA, 1724 nt
Organism: Oryzias latipes (Japanese medaka)
Lineage: Eukaryota; Metazoa; Chordata; Actinopteri; Beloniformes; Adrianichthyidae
Product: POU class 2 homeobox associating factor 1
Biological process (GO): positive regulation of transcription by RNA polymerase II
Cellular component (GO): RNA polymerase II transcription regulator complex
Molecular function (GO): POU domain binding; transcription coactivator activity; DNA binding
Source: RefSeq, a predicted model, not a curated record
CGGAAAAAGGUUUUCUGUGCCCAUGUGCACGGGUGAAUUUUAACCCGACCAUUGAUCCGAUCAAGAUAUUCUGCCCAUGUAACCGCGGCUAGUGACUUUGGUGUGGAAACUCCCUGAUGACACUUAUUGAUGUGAUAGCGGGACGAUCAUAAACACCGUCAGCACUCCAAGAAUGAGAACUGCCUGUGCUUCCCUCAAACGCCCCGUUUGGGACAGCAUGUCCUCUGUCAGGAUCUGUCCUGGUCUUAUCCAGGGUUUCCUCUGAUGGUCGUCCCGGUUUGGCAGGACGUGGCGGCGCAAAGCAGCCAGCCAGCGUUCACAGCAGCCAUGUUUGGUUCCGAUGCGCCCGCCGCUCCAGCCGAGCCCAUGUCUGAUGGAGGGCUGCAGUGUUCUGGCUGGAAGGCCUCCGCAGCCGGCGCAGCAUCACAGGCAGCUGGGCCGCUGUGGUCAUCAACUGACUACAACCAGCAGGACUCAACAGCUCCGACUUUGGGGUACCAGGCUGCCCCCGCCCUCACCGCCGAUGUGUACAUGCAGACUCUGUGUCCCAGUUACACCAUGCUGACCUACACCCACACUCCACUGCUCACCAACUUUGGGACCAUACCAGUGGCCCCAGCCCAAACCUCUGUCCCUCAGAUGGAGCUGUCAGACUCAGGGUUGACCUACCUUCCCUGGGCCCAGCCCCUCACCACAUUAUCCUCCAUGUCCAACCCCGGGGUCCAGUUUGCCUCCAGCUCUGCGGCUCUGCCUGGGUCUCCUUUAGUUCCGAUGCCCUUAUCUAUGUCUCUGGCGACAAUGAUCCCACAGCUGGGGGCCCAGGGUGGGGACCCGCACUCUCAGAUCCUGGAACUCCCGCUGAACUCGGAUCAUCAGCUUGACCCGGAACAACAGGGCCAGUCUCUUACUGAAAGCCCAGAAGAUGCUCCGGAGUCACCAAACCUGCUGGAUAAACUUCUGGAGGACCACAAGAAGCAAGAAGAACAGGACAAGGACUCUUACAGCAGCUCUCUCUUCAUCGCUAAUGUCUGAAAGGUCUGCUGUUGUUCUGUUUGAUGGAAAGGCCUUCUCCUCAGGGCCAAGGGCCUUGAACAAAAUUCCAAGCAGUUUUUCUAUAAUCAUUACAUUUUGCCUGUUUUACUCUGUAUUUCUGUUAAACCUCUUAGAACCUUACAGUUAUGAUGCAUUGCGUUAGCGGGCAUGGAUAGAACUCAUUCCUCUCAGGAAGCCUGUGGUCACAACUAAUUGGUUUGUAUUGGUGGACGUCAAUAAAUCCUUACUUCCCCAAAAUUGUUCAAAUUGGCAGGACAAACAGGUCUCUUAAUUAUUGGAACAGGCCAUAUCUUGAACAAAAAAUUCAGUUUACAGUGGUAGUAAAUGUGAAAAGCAGCUGAAGCUGAAGAGGCUGAAGAAUGACGAAGCCCUGGAGGGAAUGUAGAAGGCUGGGAUGAUCAAUACCCAUUUACUAGCUACUUUGAUGCUAAACCAAUAGCAGAGAUUGAAGAAUGUGUGAUGUCAUCAGUUGGUUCCUGAACACGUUAAAGUAUAGGAAAGCCAAUUACAAGUUAAAGAGCCUGAUGCCUGUUUGAGAAAGUUUGGAAGCUCAAUUGUUUAAAAAUGACGUCCUUCUUUGAACUAAUAGGAAUGGUAAAGAAAUGUUAAACUCAUGCUCCAUGUUCUUUGUGAAGAGAAGUCACAACAUUGAUCUAGUACUAAGAGAAACA